Molecule: messenger RNA, 3611 nt
Organism: Mobula hypostoma (lesser devil ray)
Lineage: Eukaryota; Metazoa; Chordata; Chondrichthyes; Myliobatiformes; Myliobatidae
Product: zinc finger protein 850-like
Exons: 4
Coding region: 350-2632 (760 amino acids)
Biological process (GO): regulation of transcription by RNA polymerase II
Molecular function (GO): DNA-binding transcription factor activity, RNA polymerase II-specific; RNA polymerase II cis-regulatory region sequence-specific DNA binding
Source: RefSeq, a predicted model, not a curated record
GAGAAAAUCUGCAGAGAGGGCACAGUUUUAAGGUGCUUGGAAAUAGGUUAAAAAUAAGAAGGAAUUUGUCUCCAGGAAUCUCAACCACGACACGCCAGUUUUGCUGUCUCUGUCCAGAUGUUUGAGAAGUGGAGCAAGGGAUUCAAUUGACCAUCCUUCCUGCUCAGACUGUGGGGAGGGAUUCACUUGGUCAUCUGACCGACUGGCAUUCCCGUCAUUCACCUAUUCAGUGUGUGAGAAAGGAUUCUGUCGAUCUUCCCACCUGUGGACACACCUGUCAGUUCACACUGGGUACAGGCUGGUCAUCUGCUGAAUUUGUGGGGAAGGAGUUACUCGGUCAUCUGAACAAAUGGCACACCAGCAAGUUCACACCAGGGAGCGGCCGUUCACCUGUUCAGUCUGUGGGAAAGGAUUCACUUUGUCAUCUCACCUACUGACACACCAGCGAGUUCACACUGGGAAGAAGCCAUUCACCUGCUCAGAAUGUGAGAAGAGAUUCACUCGGUCAUCCGACCUACAGAGACACCAUCGAGUUCACACUGGGGAGAAGCCGUUCGCUUGCUCAGUCUGUGGGAAGAGAUUCACUGAGUCAUCCAACCUACUGGUACAUCAGCGAGUUCACACUGGGGAGAAGCCAUUCACCUGCUCAGUCUGUGGGAAGGGAUUCACUCAGUCAUCCAACCUACAGAGUCAUCAACGAGUUCACACUGGGGAGAAGCCGUUCACCUGCUCAGUCUGUGGGAAGGGAUUCACACUGUCAUCCACCCUGCAGAGUCAUCAGCGAGUUCACACUGGGGAGAAGCUGUACACCUGCUCAGACUGUGGGAAGGGAUUCACUCGGUCAUCCCACCUACAGAGUCAUCAGCAACUUCACACUGGGGAGAAGCAGUUCACCUGCUCAGAUUGUGGGAAAGGAUUCACUCAGUCAUCCCAACUACUGGAACACCAGUCAGUUCACACUGGGGAGUGGCCAUUCACCUGCUCAGUCUGUGAGAAGAGAUUCACUCACUCUUCCACCCUACAGAGACACCAGCGAGUUCACACUGGGGAGAAGCCAUUCACCUGCUCGGAAUGUGGGAAGAGAUUCACUGAGUCAUCUCACCUACAGAGUCAUCAGCGAGUUCACACUGGGGAGAAGCCAUUCACCUGCUCAGUCUGUGAGAAGAGAUUCACUUGGUCAUCCGACCUACAGAUUCAUCAGCGAGUUCACACUGGGGAGAAGCCAUUCACCUGCUCAGAAUGUGGGAACAGAUUCGCUCGAUCAUCCACCCUACAGAGACACCAGCGAGUUCACACUGGGGAGAAGCCAUUCACCUGCUCAGUCUGUGGGAAAGGAUUCACUCAGGCAUCCAACCUACAGAGUCAUCAGCGAGUUCACACUGGGGAGAAGCCAUUCACCUGCUCAGAAUGUGGAAAGGGAUUCACUCAGUCAUCCAAACUACUGGUCCACCAGCAAGUUCACACUGGGCAACGGCCGUUCACCUGCUCAGACUGUGGGAAGGGAUUCACUUGCUCAUCUCAGCUGAAGGUGCAUCAGCGAGUUCACAGUGGAGAGAGGCCUUUCACCUGCUCAGAUUGUGGAAAACGAUUCGCUUGCUCAUCUGAACUGAAGGUGCAUCAGCGAGUUCACACUGGAGAGAGGCCAUUCACCUGCUCAGACUGUGGGAAGGGAUUCACUCAGUCAUCUCAUCUGAAGGUACAUCAGAGAGUUCACACUGGGGAGAGGCCGUUCACCUGCUCAGACUGCGGGAAGGGAUUCACUCAGUCAUCCAACCUACUGGUACACAUGUCAGUUCACGCUGGGGAGAGGCCAUUCACCUGUUUAGACUGUGGGAAAGGAUUCAUUCGGUCAUCUGAACUGAAGUUACAUCAGCGAGUUCACACUGGGGAGAGGCCGUUCAUCUGCUCAGACUGUGGGAGGAGAUUCACUUGGUCAUCUGAACUGAAGGUGCAUCAGCGAGCUCACACUGGAGAGAGGCCGUUCACCUGCUCAGAUUGUGGAAAGCAAUUCACUUGCUCAUCUGAACUGAAGGUGCAUCAGCAAGUUCACACUGGGGAGAGGCCGUUCACCUGCUCAGACUGUGGAAAGGGAUUCACUCGGUCAUCCCAGCUGCUGGUACACAGGUCAGUUCACACUGGGGAGUGGCCGUUCACUUGCUUCGACUGUGGAAAGGGAUUCACUCAGUCAUCUCAUCUGAAGGUACAUCAGAGAGUUCACACUGGGGAGAGGCCGUUCACCUGCUCAGACUGCGGGAAGGGAUUCACUCAGUCAUCCAACCUACUGGUACACAUGACAGUUCACACUGGGGAGAGGCCUUUCACCUGCUCAGACUGUGGGAAAGGAUUCUCACGGUCAUCUGAACUGAAGUUACAUCAGCGAGUUCACACUGGUGAGAGGCCAUUCACCUGUUCAGACUGUGGGAGGAGAUUCACUCGGUCAUCUGAACUGAAGGUACAUCAGCGAGUUCACAUUGGACAGAGGCCGUUCACCUGCUCAGACUGUGGGAAAGGAUUCACUCAGUCAUAUUAUCUGAAAGUACAUCAGCGAGUUCACACUGGGGAGAGGCUGAUCACCUGCUCAGACUUUCUGAAGGGAUUCUCUCAGCCACAUCAACCAAAUGUGCAUCAUUGAGUUCACACUGGGGAGAGGUUGUUCACCUGCUGUGAAUGUGGGAAGCGAUUCACGCAGUCAUCUAACAUAAUGUAACUCUCACUUCGGCUGGUAGCUUAAUAUAGGGGCUGAUAGCCCCCCAGCCCGGCCAAACUUCAGAAAUUUUGUUUGGGUGGUGCUGUGCCAUGUGUCCCCUGUUACAAAUCAGUACCCUGUGUGACGCGGUCCUGAAUUACCCCUAUGAACUCUGCUCAAUUACCCCUAUUGACUGUGCUUUUGAAAAGAGAGAGAGAGAGAGUUAUUUAACAUCGGUAUCUUGUUUUGAAAGAGAGAGAGACAAAGACUAACUGUUGGACUGUCACUUUAACGCACGAGAAAGAACUGGUUAACUUCAGGAUUUCUGCUCAGUUGGAGACAGCACUGAGCAGCUCGUAAGUUGCUCUGGUGACCGAAGGCGGUGUUAUUUAAUGGACACUCUAUGUUAUGAUUUUCAGCAGGUUGUUGACACUUUCUUCAAGGAUUUUUGCCUGCUUGGAUUUCUUUCACAGAGAGAGGAUGGAGAAGUUAUUUGAAUGACAGUUGAUGGUCAGCACGGGAAGGUAAAAUAGGAAGUCCGAUGAUAGAUCUCAGACACAUGUUUGGACACUGAAUGAGCAUUGUUGUGGCUGCAGGAAAAGUGGGUUUUGGAGGAUCGAUCUGGUGGAUUGAUCUGUCGCUCUUGCAGUGGAAAGAGGAAAGGGGUUGACUGGUGGGGAGUUGUCCAUGAGUCCACCACAGAAAACCAGUCCCCUUUGUUAAAGUUACAGUCAGUGACUUUUAAAGGAUUUUGAAGGACAAUGAGAAGAUUGACGGCGUCAGCUCACCUGAAGACUCAAAUCUCUCCCUCUCUCUCUCUCUCUCCAUCACUGCCAAACUGAAUACCAUGAACUGAACUGAACUUUACUCAUCAUUGUAAGACUGUAUCUUUUUACCCUUAGACUUAAAGAAGCUUGGUUUUUUG